AAAAUCAGCCAUAAGCUUGUCUGUUGGGCUGAUAUAUAAAGGCAGCAAGUGACACAGGAACCACUCUGGAGAAUAACUGCAACCUGAACUUUGAUUUUAAGCACUUUGAAAAGAAACAGUUGCAGACACAGGAUGGAAUCCUCCAAACUCGCCCUGCUGCUGGUCAUUUUGUACUGUGUGGAGCGUGGUCUGUGUGGGUCUUGUGUCGUUGACAGCUUCUCAGUCAAGGAAGACUUUGACCCUAAGAGGUAUGCAGGAAAGUGGUACGCUCUGCAGAAGAAGGACCCGGAGGGGCUGUUCCUGCAGGACAACAUCUCGGCUGAGUACACCAUUGACGAUGAUGGCUCCAUGACUGCCUCCUCCAAGGGACGUGUCACUCUUUUUGGCUUCUGGGUUGUGUGCGCUGACAUGGCUGCUCAGUACUCUGUUCCCGACCCUGGCACCCCUGGAAAAAUGUUCAUGAACUACCAGGGUCUGGCCAGCUACCUCUCCAGCGGAGGUGACAACUACUGGGUCAUUGACACCGACUAUGACAACUAUGCCAUCACCUAUGCCUGCCGCACCCAAAAGGAUGAUGGGAGCUGUGAGGACGGUUAUUCCCUUGUCUUCUCCAGGAACCCCCGUGGCCUCCCUCCCGCCAUCCAGCGCAUCGUCCGUCAGAAGCAGGAUGAUAUCUGCAUGGCCGGGCAGUUCCAGCCUGUGCUGCAGUCUGGAGCCUGCUAACAAGCAAAGGAGAGGGAACUUAAAAGUGGAAGUGUGUGCCUGAAAGCUACAGCAUGGGUGACUUUGUAAUAUAAAGGAGAGAGUGAAUGUGAAAGUUGAGAUGGUGCAAACACAAGAUGGAUAUUAGUAAAGUAAACAAAACCAAAUUAUUGAAAUACCCUCGUGUUUCAUUCAGCUGUGUGAUUUAUCUCAAAGAAAAUUGUUGCUGUUGCAGUGGAACUUUGGUUGAAUGUGAAAAAUUGAAAUAAACUUGUUUUUUUCUAAACACACA
Messenger RNA from Oryzias latipes (Japanese medaka), 994 nucleotides. It is a transcript of the gene rbp4l, whose product is annotated as retinol binding protein 4, like. The record is from RefSeq and is a predicted model, not a curated record. Gene Ontology annotation, molecular function: retinoid binding; retinol transmembrane transporter activity. NCBI's taxonomy places the organism in Eukaryota, Metazoa, Chordata, Actinopteri, Beloniformes, Adrianichthyidae.